Molecule: messenger RNA, 898 nt
Organism: Triticum dicoccoides
Lineage: Eukaryota; Viridiplantae; Streptophyta; Magnoliopsida; Poales; Poaceae
Product: bidirectional sugar transporter SWEET6b-like
Exons: 4
Coding region: 29-655 (208 amino acids)
Biological process (GO): carbohydrate transport
Cellular component (GO): membrane
Molecular function (GO): sugar transmembrane transporter activity
Source: RefSeq, a predicted model, not a curated record
GUUCUGGCGUAUCUGCAAGGCCAAGAACAUGGAGGAGUUCAAGCCGGACCCCUACCUGGCGACGCUCAUGAACUACCUGCUCUGGUUCUUCUACGGGCUCCCUAUCGUCCACCCCAACAGCACCCUCGUCCUCACCAUCAACGGCAUCGGCCUCGUCAUCGAGGGCGCCUACAUCAUCAUCUUCAUCAUCUACGCGGCCAAGAACACAAGGUGGAAGAUGGUCGGCGUGCUCGCCAUCCAGGCGGCGUUCAUGGCUGCCGUGGUGGCCGGUGUGCUCGUCGGUGCCCACACCCAUGAGAAGCGCUCCAGGAUCGUAGGCAUCCUUUGCGUCAUCUUCGGCUCCAUCAUGUAUGCCUCCCCGCUCACCAUCAUGGGUAAAGUGAUCAGGACCAAGAGUGUGGAGUACAUGCCAUUCUUCCUGUUACUGGUAAACUUUCUCAACGGUCUCUGCUGGACUGGCUAUGCGCUAAUCAAGUUUGACAUCUACAUCACGAUCCCCAAUGCCCUCGGUACAAUCUUCGGCCUCAUCCAGCUGAUCCUUUACGGGUACUACUACAGAUCUACCCCCAAGAAGGGCAAGAAUGUCGAGCUGCCCACCGUCCUCACCAGAAACGCCGUUACCAGCGGCAACGUCUCCGUCACCAUAGAGAAAUAAGCUUUGCUUCGUUUUUAGCCCUAAAGAUUUUGAGUAGUUAAUACCGGAUGAUACUUCAACAGGUCUGAUGUUAAUUAGUUGUACUUUUUGUUAGCUAGUAGAGUCUGAGAUUGCCUUUAAUUUUGUGAACCAUUGUCGUCUGUCUGAGACUACAGUGCAAAUUGCAAGUGUAUAUAAAUACCAAUGCAGCUGAGUUAUCCCAGAGAUAUAUUAUGAAAACCACAUAUGCUUGCCUGUUUUCAA